Molecule: messenger RNA, 252 nt
Organism: Dracunculus medinensis (Guinea worm)
Lineage: Eukaryota; Metazoa; Nematoda; Chromadorea; Rhabditida; Dracunculidae
Source: the annotation of a GenBank genome assembly
AUGACAAAGAAACGUCCAUCAUUUGCCUCACUAAAACGUGAUAUAAAUUUACCGCAAUUUUUUCGACAACGACCCACCGAUUUCAGUACGACAGCUAAUCAUCCUCAGUCACAUCUCUUAAUUACCGCACAGCCGCGGCGUGAAUCUUUCCUCUACCGGCCUUCCAUUGAGGAACGCGAGCAUAAUAUCAUCCAUCCACCUUGUCGUUCCGUGUCUCGUGCGUCGUCGAGUGCAUCCACUGAGCAUCAGUAA